AAGACGCUCUGCUGCCGCAAACGGGAGGCAGGCCGGUGUUUUUCCACAACUGAUGUCUAAUGGUCACCCAUGUUGAGAGACAAAGGUCAGAAAAAAAAGCUCAUAAACUAAAUGUACCGCUGCCGCUGUUAUUCAGCACCCAGUCGCCGCACAAUACAGAAGGAACAAGACCGUUUCAAAGGAAUUAAAGGACAAAAACAGUAAAGCAUGGCUCAGAAGGAGAAACUCCAGUGUCUAAAGGACUUCCACAAAGACAUUCUGAAACCCUCCCCAGGAAAGAGCCCUGGCACAAGGCCGGAGGAUGAAGCCGAGGGAAAACACCCCCAAAGGGAAAAGUGGGCUAGCAAGCUUGACUUUCUUCUGUCAGUCGCCGGGGGCUUUGUUGGUUUAGGCAACGUUUGGCGGUUCCCGUACCUCUGCUACAAGAAUGGCGGAGGUGCUUUUCUCAUCCCAUACUUCAUUUUCCUGUUCGGCGGAGGACUGCCUGUGUUCUUCCUGGAGGUGGCGCUCGGUCAGUUCACCUCUGAGGGAGGAAUCACCUGUUGGGAGAAACUUUGCCCCAUAUUUACAGGUAUCGGCUAUGCGUCCAUCGUGAUUGUUUCUCUGCUGAACAUCUACUACAUUGUGAUUCUGGCCUGGGGCUUGUACUACCUGUUCCAGUGCUUUCAGCCAGAGCUCCCCUGGGCAAGCUGCAACAACAAAUGGAACACAGAAAACUGCGUGGAGGAUACCCUCCGCAAGAACAAGACACUCUGGGGGGCUGCAAAUGCCACUAACUUCACUUCUCCCGUCACCGAGUUCUGGGAGCGAAAUGUCCUCAGCAUCUCUGAUGGUAUCGAGGAUGUGGGUCAUAUUAAAUGGGACCUGGCUCUGUGUCUGCUCGCUGUGUGGGUCAUCUGUUUCUUCUGUAUCUGGAAAGGUGUUAAGUCCACUGGGAAGGUUGUGUACGUCACGGCAACAUUCCCAUUUGUCAUGUUAAUUGUUCUGCUUGUACGGGGAGUCACUCUUCCUGGGGCAGCCGAAGGCAUCAAAUUUUAUCUGUACCCAAAUGUGACUCGCCUCAGAGACCCAGAGGUGUGGAUCGAUGCAGGGACACAGAUUUUCUUCUCCUACGCCAUCUGUCUUGGAGCCAUGACAUCACUGGGAAGCUACAACAAGUACAAAUACAACUGCUACAGGGACUGUUUGCUGCUGGGAGGCCUGAACAGCGCUACCAGUUUUGUGUCUGGCUUCGCAAUAUUUUCCGUCCUGGGCUUCAUGGCACAAGAGCAAGGGGUGGACAUAGCCGAUGUGGCAGAGUCAGGUCCUGGAUUGGCCUUCAUUGCUUACCCUAAAGCUGUGUCUAUGAUGCCACUGCCUACGUUUUGGGCCAUUCUUUUCUUCAUCAUGCUUCUGCUGUUGGGCCUCGACAGUCAGUUUGUCGAAGUGGAAGGGCAGAUCACAUCCCUAGUGGAUCUGUAUCCAUCCUUCCUACGGAAGGGUUAUCGGCGUGAAAUCUUCAUAGCUAUAGUCUGUUUUGUGAGCUACCUGUUGGGACUUACCAUGGUCACCGAGGGUGGCAUGUAUGUGUUUCAACUCUUUGACUACUAUGCAGCCAGUGGCGUGUGCCUUUUAUGGGUUGCAUUCUUUGAAUGUAUUGCUGUAGCCUGGGUUUAUGGUGCUGAUAAUUUCUAUGAUGCGAUUGAGGAGAUGAUUGGUUACAGACCAAAUCCCUGGAUGAAGUGGAGUUGGACUGUAGUCACACCUUUUCUGUGUGUGGGAUGUUUUGUCUUCUCAUUGGUCAAGUAUACCCCCUUGAGAUACAACAAAGUCUACGAGUACCCAGAUUGGUCCAUUGGAGUCGGCUGGACCCUCGCCCUCGCGUCCAUGAUCUGCAUACCUAUGGUGGUUGUGAUCAAAAUCAUUCAAUCAGAUGGACCCCUCAUCGAGAGGAUCAAAGCCGUGGCGGCACCCGUGAGGGGAGGGGCCAGUUCUUGCCCCCAAGAGUACCUGCCCAAGAGCAACGAGCUGGCGCAGCCCCUGGACCCCAACUGGAACGGAGGCUUGAUGAAGCCCACCCACACCAUCGUAGAAACUAUGAUGUGAACGCUCUCUGUGAGAGGAUUCAAAUGACCUGCUUUUCCAUUAUUUAUAUAUAUAUAUAUAUAUAUAUAUAUAUAUAUGUGAUUCUAUAUACAUAUAUUAAAAUAUACUCUGUAACUUUUGACAUAGUCGUAGGACCAGGUUUACAUUGCUACGCAUCUGCACUAGGAGUCCUUGUUUUGUUUUUGUUUAUUUUCUACAGAGGAAGUUACAUUUUUCUGUCUGUAUUUUAAAUAUUUUUUAUCAUAAUACUAUUAUAUUACUAUUAUUGUCGCUGUUAUUAGACAGAGAACAGAUCGCAACCAGCAGUAUCAUGACCGUAGAACCAUGCCCGUUCUAUUUUUGUAAUUUUUAUCUUGUACAUAUUGAAAUCAAACUGAGCUGUGCUUAUUUUUAGACAAGAAUCAUGGGGGGAUACAAUAUAUGAAAAAUACAAAGGGCUCCGUAAACAUGAUUCGUGAAAAGUAACGUUAGUGUACAAAGAUCUGAAAAAGCCACCCUCACCCUCGCCAACAGAGAAUAGUCGUCUUUUAGGGAUAACGGUCCUGGGGUGCGUUUCCGUACAACAACGUAACUGCACAACUACUAGUACUAUGCAUUGUUGAAGAAAUCAACUAGCCAGUCAUGACUGUUUGAGUCACGAAAUUUGUCGUUCAACCAUGUUGGUUAAUGAUGUCAUGCAUGUGGAGUAAUAACUUCUUUUAAUUAAUCUGUUUGAAUUCCAAUUAAUACCAUUAUUUUUUUUUUUGCUAUAAAUUACAGAAAUAGCAUCUAAGGACUAAUUCUCAUUUUCUCAGUUAUUUUGCUUUAGAACGUAAGAACGAUUGAAUCUUGAAUUAGAGCAUGUACGCACACGCACACUCUUCAACAAUGCAUUCUUUUGACAACCUAAAAGAUGUUAAUGACAUUUAUAUAUUCGAAAUAAAAGAUAUCGUCGUUCAAUUCACACAACUUGCGAUAUUUUUGCGAAUGUUCAUUGGAACUAUGGUUUAAAGAAACACUCAUUGAACAUGCUGAUAACGACAGAACUUGCAACAAUAGUUGGCUAACGAUGCUUUUGGGAAACGCACCCCUGGAUAGCUUUAAGUGUGUCCCAACAAACUGUUUAGACUUGAGAUUGUGCUGUCCGGAAGACAGCCCUGAUUGUUUUCAAUGCACUAGGACACUACAUUCUCCACAUUGGUGCACCCUUUUAAAAGGACAGUUUGCGCAUAAAAUGAAAAUUCACUCAUCGUUGACACCCUCAUUUCAUCCCAAAUCUGAAUGACUAUCAUUUUUCUGGGGAACACAAAAGAAGGAUGUUUCUCCAUAUAAUGAAAGUCAAUGAGAUCCAAAACACUGACUUUCAUUGUAUGGAAGAAAGAAGAAAAAAAAACAAAAACACUGAAAAACUUUUCAAAAUACCUUAUUGUAUAUUCUGUAGAAGAAAGUACGUCAUACAGGUUUGGAAUGACAAGAGUGUUAACGAUAAUUUUCAUUUUAUGCUUAAAGUAUCCCUUUAAGUCUAGCUGUUUUGUAAGUGUUCCUUUCUGAUGUCACAAGUUGUACUUCGGAAAUACGCAUCACACUAAUUCUUUAACAGUAUCUCUUCCCUCUUUUAAAGAUGUGUUCACAUUGAGCGAUGUGGUAGCAAAUACAAGAACAUGGGCGUCCAUUCUCUUUGUGCAAUUACCAAAAAACAAACAAACUUUUUUUUUUUUUUUUUUUUUUUUUUUUUUUUUUUAGAUUUUGCACUUAGUAUAUCAGUACGGAGUCCUGCACAUGACAUGCAGGAAAAAAUAUGUAUAGCGUGGACAUGAAUGAAUUUGUUCCCACAACUUACUAAUACAUCAGCACGUUUUACUUAUUCGUUCCCUCGUUUUAAGCUCAUGAUAUAAUAAUUCGCUCCCUUGUUUUACUAAAUUGUGUUCACACUGUAAUGAUUCGUUCCCUUGUUUUAGUUGAAUCUAGUUCAACGUGGCCACAGUUUAGUAAAACGAGGAACUGAAUUAAGUUGUGGGAAUGAAUUCUUAAUUUGUGGCCACAAUAUAUAUUUUUAAGUAAAUCGUGCACACAAUAUAAAUAUUCGCUUCCUUGUUUUACUAAAUUGUAGCUACGUUGAACUAAUUCAUUCCCUCGUUUUGAUUUAACUAAACGAAUUAGAUAGAUGGUGGCCACGAUUUACUAAAACAGGAGAAUGAAUUCUUAAUUCGUGGCCACGAUAUAGAUAUAUAUUAUAUAAAUACAUUUUUUUUUUUUUUUAUCUGCCUAUCAUGUGGGGUGCUCUGUAAAUCAGGGCCUGAUUUGAAGACAUAUCCACUGUGCUAUUCAUAAGUUGCCCUCAUUGAUUCUUAGGCACCAAAUGCGUCCUUAUUUUGAGGUGUCGAAAUGUGAAGCUGCCUGGCAAGAUUUUAAAACCAUGUAGAAUUCAGGGUAGUUUCUUACGUUUCCUUUUCAUUUAUAUCAAGUCUGUUUAUUUUUAUUUCCAAUCACAUUUGCCUUUUGUAUUCAAAAACAUCACUGCAUUCUGUUCAGCAUUUACCAAUAGAUCUCAUCCACAACUGUUAAUCAAUGAAAAAAGCUUGCUGCAAACUGUAAUGUGCAAUACUUUGUAGAAUGAUAUGCAUUGUUCCUGUCUUCUUCAGUUGGUACUUGGAGGUGUGGAAUUACAUAUGAUUUAUAAGCCGUUGUAAUAUGUCAGAAACAAUGAACAGGGGCCAAUUUAAGCUGCCGUGAAUGGUAUGCUGAAUUAACACCAAAAACUCAAUGCAGAUCUACUUACUGUGACAAUUUAUACUUUUUUUUUUUUUUAAAUUAGAAAGUAAAGCUUAAAUCUAAGGAUUAUGCCAAUGUUAUGGAUUAAAUUUAUUGGAUUUAAUUUUAUUUUUUAAUUUUGACUUGGCCAAGUUAAAAAAACUCUAGCCAAUCACAAAGGGAGAGGCUCAAUUGAUCUCAACAGCUUCUACAUUGGUACCUUUGGGAUACUUUCUUACAGAAGUGUAACUGCGAAUUAAAAUGUAAAUGUUGAAAGAGGCACAAUUCUUUAGCAAUACAGAGAUUAAUUUGCAGUCUCAGGGUGUGUUUCAAAAACAGAGACUGAUUUCCCGCUGUUGUACGUCUCUUUUAAACCCUUCCAUUUUUGAAGAAGAGCUAAAGGGGGCAGUGUUUGUAAAUGCAGGAAAACCUUUUUAAAGUAAUGAUUAGAAAUGUUUUAUUUUUUUAUUUUAAGGAUAUCUGUAAGUAAAAAAGCAAGUGUAUAUCAAUAAAAGAUUUUACAGUACCCAAAAAAAGAAAAAACUAAAGAAAAAUGGAAAAAAAGUUUUUAUCUCUUAAUAAACAUUUAUCUUUUAAAAACA
This is a messenger RNA of Megalobrama amblycephala (Wuchang bream), 5417 nucleotides long. RefSeq names its product solute carrier family 6 member 6b (gene slc6a6b). Gene Ontology annotation, biological process: sodium ion transmembrane transport; neurotransmitter transport; taurine transmembrane transport. The record is from RefSeq and is a predicted model, not a curated record. The transcript has 14 exons. Bases 208 to 2085 code for a protein of 625 amino acids. Gene Ontology annotation, molecular function: taurine:sodium symporter activity. NCBI's taxonomy places the organism in Eukaryota, Metazoa, Chordata, Actinopteri, Cypriniformes, Xenocyprididae. Gene Ontology annotation, cellular component: plasma membrane.